Molecule: messenger RNA, 2620 nt
Organism: Sabethes cyaneus
Lineage: Eukaryota; Metazoa; Arthropoda; Insecta; Diptera; Culicidae
Product: zinc finger protein 431-like
Exons: 2
Coding region: 365-2620 (751 amino acids)
Biological process (GO): regulation of transcription by RNA polymerase II
Molecular function (GO): RNA polymerase II cis-regulatory region sequence-specific DNA binding; DNA-binding transcription factor activity
Source: RefSeq, a predicted model, not a curated record
GAUGAAAAUUUGGGUUUAUUAUUUGUAAAAAUGUAACAAAUGUGAUAUUUCCUUGCUCGUGAACAUAAAUAAUCAUGGCCAGUGAUAUAGAUGAUAACAUCGAGGCGUUGGUGUGCCGCAUCUGUACGAUUGACUGCAGCCAGCUGCAGUACGUUUCCAUUUAUGAGAGAAGCGAUGAUAAAUCGCUAGCCGAAAUGAUUGCCUUCUGCGGUCAGAUUGUGCACGCAUUGGUCGCCAUAAAUAUGAACCGUAUUUCAUUAUCAAAACACUUUACCCCACGCUGCAGAUCAAUGCCGAUGAUGAUCUACCAAAGAUCAUCUGCACGGGUUGCUGGCUGCAACUGCUAGAAUCCUACCGAUUUUGUAUGCGAUGCCGCACUGGAGAUGAAAAGCUGCGCAAUGAGUUCGAACCACGAACCGAACUAAUACCGCUGAUAGAGGAAUUUGUAACAUUUGUGACUGCUUCCACUCCAAAGGAAGCUGAUGACGUGGAACACGAGUUACCUGACAAAAUUGCUGAUGAAUUAAUGGAGUUACCUGCCACCGAGCCAAAGGAUCAAAACGAAAUUUUGAUCGAUCUCAUGACUCGUAGAGAUGACGAGUUGUUCGAUGAAAUAAUUGAGGAAGAACAUUUUUCUGAUGAUGAUUCCGUGUCUGGAAAAAUCGGUCCCGGUGUUGUUGCAUUGGCCUAUGAAGAUUUGUUUGUUGAAUGCGAAGAACAAGAAACUGAUGAAGUUCAUGAUAAGGUUUUUAUUGAAUUGCAAAAUGUUCCAAUUGCAGAAAUGCAAGAAGCCUAUGAGCAAAUAGACCUUAGGCCGAAUUCACUGGAAGCAUGCGCAGAAAUUUCGGAGUGUCAUCUUGAGGAACCUUCUGAAUUGCCUGAAAUAAUGAGAGAAGUGCAUACUUCUGUAGAAAUAUUACCCAUAGAAUUCAUAGAAGAGGAAUCGUCCAAUUUAGAUGAUGAAAACUUUUCGGAAGUUUUACUGCCAAAUCAAUUAAAGUCCGUUUCGCAAAGAAAAAGAUCCUUGCAGUUACCUCCUCAAGAAAUGAUUGUGGAUCAGGAGGAUUACGGAAAUUACGCCAUAGUUUACUAUACCGGAGUAUUUUGCUGUGGAUGUGAUCAAUAUUUUACAGAUUUUAAGGCACUCGAGGAUCAUUGUCGAACCUUACAUCACUCUAAAGAUUGCUUUGAUGUUUACGAUUGUGAAUUAUGCCAUAAAGCUUUCCCCAGCCUAAACCACAAAAAACGUCACCAAAGUUUGCGAUCUGUGCCAAAGUUAUUCUCAUGCUCGCUUUGCAAUUAUGUCUGUUGGGACCAGGAUGCUAUUGAUCGUCAUAUGAAAUCUGCAUUACUUCACAACAAACCAAUGCUGGAAUUCGACAAAGUAAAGGAAAUGUUUGACGAAGUGGUCGUCGACGGGAAUCUAUGCUGCGAAUGCUUUCAAAUAUUUUCCUCAGAAGAUCUAUUGGAGCAACAUUAUGAGGAUGAACAUCGUAAAGGUAGGUCACGAUUUCCAGCAAAUAAGCCAAAUUGGUGUUCGAAAUGUCACCAAAUUUUUAAAAACGAUUAUAAAUAUAACAUACAUGUUGAAAACGCAAACGUGGAUGUUCUCUAUCGCUGCAAGCAACAGUUUUGCACUUAUCGCACAGCAAGUAUAAUUUUUGCUAGAUUCCAUCUGCGCAGCAGUGAUCAUUCGGAAAUUACUCGCUCUAAAACUUGUCAAAAGAAUCUCGAAGACAAUAGCGAACAUCGCUGUUGCUUUAGGAAAUGUUUGAAAAAGUUUAAAUCUUUGCCAGCUCUAAUGAAACACGUCGACCAGGUUCAUCAGGCAAAGCAACUGGAAAAUGAAAUUCGAAGGAAAAAGUCCACUAACGUUUGCUCAAUUUGCAACUGCAAUUUCGGAACAAGAAAGGCGCUUCGAAUUCAUCGACAGGUGAAACAAAGAGAGUUUGUUUGCGAUCAUUGCGGGUUGAAAUUGGGGACAUCUUUUCAGUUGCAGAAUCACAUUGAUCAAUUGCAUCAAAAGGAAAAAGCUCGACCUGAGUUCAAAUGUGACAUAUGUCAGCGUACUUUUGUAAGUGAAAAAAAUUUACAAAGGCACAAAACGAAAGGACAUACCACCAGCGGAGGAGAGCACAUUUGCAAUGUUUGUGGGAAAAAGUUUGCCGCUAAAGAAAAUUUAUGGAUCCACUGGCGAACACACACCAGCACAGAAAAGUUUGAGUGUGAAAUAUGCAAAAAAGCGGGAAAACGAUACCUGUUUCGGGAUAUCAAGACAUUUAAGAGACACUGCAAAAUUUCCGAAAUGCACGACGGAGUUCGGAAAUACAAAUGUUCCUACGAAAAGUGUACGAACACCUACGCUCACAAACCGGAUCUUCAGCGACAUGAAUCGACGGUGCACAAGGGCGUUCGACCGUUUGUAUGCACUGUCUGCAAGAAGGGUUUCAUUCGCAACAGAGACUUGCGGUUGCAUGCGCGACGGCACACCGGAGCUAAGUUGUUCAGUUGUGAGUCUUGUCCGGCCAGCUUUAACGUCUAUCAGGAGUACAAGGACCACUGCAAAAAGAAGCAUGGGAUUUCGAUAUUGAUUAAGAAUACUUCAAAUAAUAGUGAGUAA